Lytechinus pictus (painted urchin) is the source of this 7235-nucleotide messenger RNA. RefSeq names its product peroxisomal multifunctional enzyme type 2-like. The record is from RefSeq and is a predicted model, not a curated record. The coding region runs from base 188 to 2422 and encodes 744 amino acids. Gene Ontology annotation, molecular function: oxidoreductase activity. Lineage: Eukaryota; Metazoa; Echinodermata; Echinoidea; Temnopleuroida; Toxopneustidae. The transcript is spliced from 22 exons.
GAUGAAAAAGAUGACAGUGGCCGCGAGCGCGUAGCUAAUGUAAGCUGAGCGGCUGAAUGAAGGCUAAUUUUGGACCCUGAUCGAGGUUAUCAAUCACAAACAGAGUUUCAGAUAUUUUUACUCUGAUAGCUGUUUCUGAAUUUAACUCUUUGAUCUGUUCGAGCUAGGAAUUAGAAGUCGGUUGAAAAUGGGGGAGGAUCUAAGAUUCGACGGCCGCGUUGCACUUGUUACAGGGGCAGGAGGUGGUCUUGGGAAAGAAUAUGCUCUCCUUCUUGCUGCAAGGGGGGCCUCGGUCGUGGUCAACGACCUUGGAGGGGACAGAGCCGGUCAAGGAAAGAGUGCGAUGGCUGCUGAUCAAGUCGUGAAUGAAAUCAGAUCAAAAGGAGGAAAGGCUGUUCCCAAUUAUGAUUCAGUUGAGGACGGAGAUAAGCUUGUGCAAACUGCCCUUGAUAACUAUGGAAGGAUCGAUAUCGUUAUCAACAAUGCUGGCAUUCUCAGAGAUCGCUCAUUUGCAAGGAUCAGUGAUGUUGACUGGGAUCUGAUUCAGAGAGUUCAUCUACGAGGUUCAUUUCUUGUUACCAGGGCAGCGUGGCCUCACAUGAAGAAACAGAAGUAUGGUCGCAUCAUUAUGACAUCAUCAGCUUCAGGUCUCUAUGGAAACUUCGGACAAGCAAACUAUAGUGCAGCCAAACUUGGCUUGGUUGGACUGAGUAAUACGCUGUCAAGAGAGGGCGCCAAAUACAACAUCUUCUGCAAUACCAUCGCCCCAGUGGCAGCUUCGAGACUCACCCAAGACAUCAUGCCACCAGAUAUAUUGGAGAAGUUGAAGCCUGACUACGUGGCUCCUAUGGUAGCCUACCUCGGUCAUGAAGAUUGUAAAUCAACUGGAGGGAUCUAUGAAUGUGGAGCAGGAUGGGCAGCUAAAUUACGAUGGCAGAGGACAGCAGGUGCUAAUUGUCUGAAGCCUAAUCAGCCAUAUACAAUUGAACAGGUUCGUGACAACUGGGAAGAGAUCUGUAAUUUUGAUGGGAAGGUCACUUAUCCAUCAAGCUCGCAAGACUCCACGAUGUUAAUGUUGGAGAGUUUCAAUGCAGGAUCUUCUGAUGAGGAAUCCCCAGCUAGCUCCAGUAGUGAUACAGGUGGAGAUGGUGAUGAUGAUGGUGGGUUCAAUCCGUCAAAAGCGAUUGGGUUCGAGAUGCAGUCUCUGGAUUUUGAAUACACAUCCAGAGAUGUCAUUCUCUAUGCCCUUGGAGUUGGUGUAUCAACCACCCAGCCAGACUACCUUAAGUUCCUGUUUGAGUUGAACGAAGAUUUCUGUGUACUGCCUACAUUUGGAGUAAUCCCAGCAUUUGCUGGACUAUCAAACCUAACCUCCGUCCCAGGAUUACAGACCAUCGAUGUGACAAGGAUCCUCCAUGGUGAGCAAUAUUUAGAACUCAAGAAACCAUUGAGUGCGUCCAUGAAACUCACCAACAAACCGAUGGUGGUGGACAUCGUGGACAAGAAGUCUGGCGCCCUCAUCAUCACAAAUGUGAACUCCUACGAUGAUAACGGUGAGCUGGUCGUCGUCAAUCAGAACGUGGUUUUUCUAGUUGGAGCCGGAGGUUUUGGAGGAAAACGAUCCUCUCCUCACCUCAAGGAAACUGUGAAAGCACCAUCCCGUGAACCCGAUGCCUCUAUGAAAGAGAAGACGUCUGUAGAUCAGGCCGCCCUCUACAGGCUUAGCGGAGAUUACAAUCCUCUUCAUAUUGAUCCGUCCUUUGCUGCUAUGGGAGGAUUCAAGCAGCCGAUUCUUCAUGGACUCUGCUCAUUCGGCUUUGCCUGUAGGCAUGUCUUGAAGCAGUAUGCCAAUAAUGAUGUGACCAAGUUUAAAUCAAUCAAGGUUCGUUUCUCUAAGCCCGUUCUCCCUGGUCAGACCAUACAGACCGAUAUGUGGCAGGAAGGUAGCAGAAUCCAUUUCCAGAGUAAGGUUGCCGAGACUGGAGCUGUGUGUAUAUCCGGAGCUUACGUGGAUCUGCAUGGUGGAGCUGAGCUGACAAAUGCUGCAGGAAAUCAGCCUCCCUCGCCCGGUCUGAAGUCCGAGAUGGUUCUCUCUGCAGCCAAUGAGAUCGUCAGCAGCUCUCCUGACCUCGUUAAGAAGGUCAACGGUGUCAUCCAGUUCAACAUCACAUCCAACGGAAAGGUCGCUGCCGUGUGGACCUUUGAUCUGAAGGGCACGGGUGCAGUCUACCAAGGAGAACCAAAGUCUGGCAAGGCCAAUGCUACCGUUACUGUAUCUGAUGACGACUUUGUGGCCCUAGCUUCUGGAGCACUUCAACCACAGACGGCGUUCUUGUCCGGCAAGAUCAAGAUUAAAGGUCAGAUCAUGCUUCUCCAAAAGCUUCUUCCGUUGUUCCAGAGCUUCGUGAAGGGCAAGCUAUAAACCCAACUCUCACAUGCCAUAAUUAUUACGUAGGCCUGCUUCAUAAAAUUUCUCGUCAGUCAUUUUUAGAUACAAAUUUUCCCCCAACCAUAUGCAUUGGUUUUGUCAGCAUAUAACACUAGUCAGUAAAAAUCACAAGCACAAGUUGUUCCCUGAAAUGCACCAUACUUUCUCAUAUGUCAUGUGGCAUUAGCCGCAUUUCUUAAAAACAAUUUGUUGUUGAUUUUCAGUGGCAGAGUUGCCUUCAGACAAUCAGAAGCUUGAUUUUGAACAGCUUUAAUAAUGGUUGUCUUUCAAAAUAGCUGACAAGAUGUUCCCUGAGAUCGGCCCUGCAUUCACACAUGAUGUGAUACAUGUAACUAGGGGUCUGUUUAAAGCUUUUUAUCAACCAAAAAAAUGUGUGAAAUUCUAUGGCAAAUUUUUCUCAUGACAAAUCAGGUUUGCAGGAAUACAAUAGUACAUGUUAAAUGUGAUUGAUGAGAGAUAUUAUGAAACAAUAGACUGUAUCAUGGUUUGUUCUUAUCAUUCCAACACAGUGUCUUUUGACUUUUUGAUAAAAAGAAACAACCAAAUCAGAUCAGUAGCGACACUGAUGGGGCCUUGCAAGAAAUUUAUAAUCAGUUGCAAAUCUAUUUGGGGUCUCUAAAUCAAUCGUAUUUCUUACGACUGAGUGCUAAUUAAUUGAUGAUCUUGUGCUUCUGGCAACAAGGAGUGUACACUGGUUUCCAAAAAUAUGAAAAUAGAUCUAUCAGUGGCAAGAGAAAUUUGAAAUCAAUUGCAAAUAUUUUCUUGCAACACCUCUCCUAAGAGUGGUCUUAAUUCUUCUCCUAGGCACACAUAAAUGAGGUCAAUCUUAAUGUAACGAUUAAACUGAAUCAGUAGGAACUCCUCCGUUUUCAUGCUCAGAUUUCCAAAGGGUCCGCUGAUCUUGGACCGGUUGCAGAAAGAGUGGCAAUCAAUCACAAAUCAAAAGAGUUGAACACAACUAGCUUUUCAACCAAUCAGAAGCAUGUAUUCUCGCUACCCCAAAUAGCGAUUUCGCCGAGAUCCGGGACAAAUCCCUGUAACGUGCAUUGCAUUAUGGGAUAGCUUUUCGGUAUUACAACUUCCUGUUCGGAAGUCCAAUGCACUGUUUUGCCAUUCAGAUCAACAGUGCCGUCAUGCACAACAACACAACGUCGCUUUCGCUCGGAAAGUUCGUGAUCACAACCCUCUCUUUCACGAUACAGUUUAACGGCCUUUUCUGCUAAAGUCACUAAUUCUGCCCGACGCUUUCCAUUGCACGGUAUUCCUCUGUCAGUUAAGAUUUUUUUAAGUUCCAAAACUGAUUUUUUUAUCCAUUUUGUGGUCGACGAAAAAUUGAACGGAAUGAAUGCUGUUUAUAUUUAGCGUCUAGUCAAAUACGAUCGUGAUGUCAGGCCGGUCGCUAAAUGCAAAAUAUUGUAAGAUAUUCAUUUUUUGGACUUUUUUAUAACCAGAUAAAAACAUGAAUAAAAAUUAUUUUCACGUGAAAUAUAUUUUUCAUUUUUAUUUAUAAUUCAAAUGGAAUCAAAACUGAACAAAAUUAAAUAAAAAGUAUUAUAAUCUGUACAUAUUACGCUGAUUGGCAUCGAUUUCAGCGUGGUGGAAACUCAGUAUCGCGAACCUCGCGCGAGCAUUACUUUGAACCGGAAGUGGUGAUGACGACCCGACGGAGAGAAAAUUAUCUUGUCUCGCGCAUUAUGAGAUUUUUGUUCCUACAUGUAUUUGGGGUAGCGAGAAUUGAGAACUUGUGACUGAUUUUUUUUUAAAUUGUGUUUGAAGACAACACUUUUUGCAGCAGACCCCAGAUACAUUGUAAAUGUGGUCCUUGUGUAUUAAAGGAAUUUUGAAAUAUAAAUGUAAAUGUGGUUUAUAAUAAUAUAUUUGUAAUUGAUGUUUAAUCGACAAAGAAUGUAUUGUGGUUUCAAGCAUGAAUAUUGCAAUUUAGAGUGUAUUGGAGAAAAUGGUUGAAUGCUUGAUCUUGAAGAUGUCCAUUAAUUUUGUUUAAAAAAAAGAAGAAGUAUCAAGUGGACCAUUUCUAUAAUUACAGCAUAUAGUUUAUUCCGAUUUAUUAGGUUGACCAAGACUGUCUUUGAAAACUGUGUUCUCAUUGAACAAGAUAGAAAUUAUUUUUUUUUGGUGUGUGAGACAUUAAAAGCAUUUGUAAUAGCUACAAAUCUCUAUUGAAUAAAAAUUUAUAAUUUUCAGUAAAAUCAUGCCAUUUUCAAUCUUGAUGGUUAAGGAUUUAUGUCAAGACAAAUUUGGUUCUCAGGAAUGAUUUAUUCAUAUAUUUCUCGGAAAACAUGUACUGUACAUAUGGAUGGAAAAAAAAAAAUAUUUAAAGUGUUGAGCUAUCUUUUGAGAACAUCCAUUGAUUAAAUAAAGAUGUAAUAAAAGAGACUUGAUUAGUAAUGCACCAUUAAUGUACUAUGAUUAUUCAUAGGGGCAACACAGUGACAAAGCAUUGUUAUUAUUACAAAUUAGUUUGACUGUUUGUAAGGAUUCCAACUCUAUUUGUGGCCUUAAUACCCAUGAUUGUACAUGUAUGUAUUUGUUAAUGUAUUAAAACAAAAAGAUAUGGGAAAAAUGACACUGUCACUUUUAAGGAUACAAAUUAGAGAGACUUUGGAGUGAAUGUAGAUUGAAAUUUCAAUCCUUCUUUGAGUGAUCCUUCCCAAUGCUCUUCGAAUAACUGAUAUAAUAAUGAUAUAAACACUGCCACUCUAGAGAAAUUCAUUUAGAAUUAAAAAUAGAGUGAGCAUGUUUACACCUUUAAAAAAAUGAGACAAAAAUUUAGAAAUUGAGGCGAUUCCAUCCAGCCAGAAGCCUGGGGGCCAGAGGUCAUUUCACUGAUGCCAGUUAUGGAUGAAUAUUAGCUGCCAUAAAUUGGGUCCAGAAUUUCCUUUUUAGAGUCAGUAAAAUUGAGACACCCUCUCCUGGCCAUUUCCUCCAGUUAAAAGUCUUUGAGCUUGUUCAUUGAGGCUAGAUUUGAUGAACUACAAUGUUGAGUAAUUAUCAUAAAUUGGGUUCAGAAACACGUUUAAGAGUGAACAUGAUCAGUCCUUUUCAGAGAUAGAGAGGGUAACAUUGAGGCACCCUGUAUUGGCAUCUCUAUCCAGCCAAGAGUCACUGAAGUUUUUAUUAACUACAGUAUUUUUUUAUACCAUAAAUUGUGUCCUGAAAAGGGUUAAGAAAGAAAAUUGUCAUUUCUUUUUAGAAAGAGUAAUAUUGAGUCACCCUGUACUUGCAAUUCCCUCCAGCUAAAAGUUCAUGUUCACUCUUAAAAACGUGUCAAGAGUGAACAUGAUCACUCCUUUUCAGAGAGAGAAAAAUGAGGCACCCUGUCAUGUUUGUGAUGUGGCAAAUAAGUACAUGUUUUAUUUUUUUCGUACCAAGGUUGGAUCCCCCUGUAAUGACCAAUUACUGAUUUCUUUGAGAAUACUAUGUGUCGUGGCCAAUUUUACUUUUAUGGAUUUCAUAAGGCCCCUGUCACACCAUAGUCAAACUCUGCCUUCCAUAGAAACCAUCUGAGAAACCAGUGCAUACCUUUGUUUGGUUUCUAAUCACUUGGGCAGAAGUUGGGCUGGUAUUCAAUCAAAAGCAUUGAUUUUGUAAGCAUUUUACUUAGCAUUUUACUUGAAAUGCUUAAGCUCGUAUUCAGAUCACAUCCAAGCAUUUUACUAUAUCAAGCAAAAUUUUAGCAAAAUACUUACUAAUAGCCAUUGUGACGUCGUUAAGUUUGAGCCAAAUGGUGCGCAAUGUUUGUAUUUAUCUGUUUGCCGAAUGUACGACUGUGCGUAUCACGUUUGUAAACUGCAUGCAAAAUUUAAGCCAGGUAGGUGGCUGACUUAGAUUUAAGCAGAAUACUUAGCCACAAAUGCAAUUGAAUACCAAAAGAUGGUCAAGUAUUUUACUUAAGCAAAAUUCUGAGCGAAACACUUAAAAUCCUGGCUUAAGUAUCGGAUACCGGCCUUGGUCUACAAGAAAUUAGUCUGCUUCUCAGAUAGUCCAAAGACACAUGGGCUUAACCCACUUGGUCUACACAAUAAGACCAAAGUACCAGUAGGUCUAGUAUCAAUUUGGUCUAAUUGUUGUUUGGUCUUAACUUCACUUGGUCUAAUACCCAUUUAGUCUAAAGAAUUUGUCAUUAAUAAUGAUAUCUGGAUUUACAUAGCACUUUUUGCCAGAGGAUACAAAAACUAUUAUUACCCGGGCUUCAGCUCAAGCUACACCUUUAUCAGCGUUGCUCGGUGCAUUAGAAAAAUUGAUCCUACCAAGCACCCAUUAACCUCACCUGGGUUAAGUACAGCACAGUGUGGAUACAUUUUGUGCUGAAGAAAAUUACACCUUGAUUAGGAUUUGAACCCUCGGCCCUCCGUUUUAAGGUCAGGAGACCACUCUGCCAAAACGCUCAUUUGUUCUAAUCUCCAGAUGGUCCAUUUUUCUCUUCAUGCACUUUUAUUUGGAACUUUCUUACUAGGUGAUAGUUUGUUUCAUAAGCACUUCGCCGUUUAGACUAAAUUAGUGAUGUUAGACCAAGUGGAUCUUAUACGAAAUGGUAAAUGGGCUAAAUUAUAAUUAGACCAAAUGGUUAUUAGACAAACUAGGAUCAAACCAUAUAGGAAUUUACAAACAAUAUUGGACAACAUUGUGUGACAGGCCAGUCGUAACACUUUUAUCGUAUUUUGUAUGCAUAAAAUGCUUCAUGGGAUAGAUUUUAUAUUGAUAUAUUGUGAUUUGAUAAUGAAAUACAUUAUGAAUGAUAUAAAAGAAUGUGUGUUUGUGUUAAUAA